Messenger RNA from Histoplasma mississippiense, 3246 nucleotides. RefSeq lists its product as hypothetical. Gene Ontology annotation, cellular component: nucleus. The coding region runs from base 1 to 3246 and encodes 1081 amino acids. Gene Ontology annotation, molecular function: DNA-binding transcription factor activity, RNA polymerase II-specific; zinc ion binding; sequence-specific DNA binding. The record is from RefSeq and is a predicted model, not a curated record. NCBI's taxonomy places the organism in Eukaryota, Fungi, Ascomycota, Eurotiomycetes, Onygenales, Ajellomycetaceae. Gene Ontology annotation, biological process: positive regulation of transcription by RNA polymerase II; DNA-templated transcription. The transcript has 5 exons.
AUGACGACCCCGCAGGAUACCGCCACGGCUCCCGGUGUUGUUGCUGGUUCUGGCUCUGGUUCUGAGAAGGACCAGCAGCCGCCCGACGAGGCCUAUGACGCGCAGGUUUGGCGCGGCUCGAACAAUCACUCGGACGAAGAGACCCCUCCAGAUGUGAAGAGCCCGGGUUCGGACACAGUACAGCCCAAGGCGCCGCCACUGCAGAAGCGACGGAGGGUGACGAGGGCUUGCGAUGAGUGUCGACGGAAGAAGAUCAAAUGCGACGGCAAGCAGCCGUGUACCCAUUGCACGGUUUACAGCUACGACUGCACCUAUGAUCAGCCUUCGAACCGCCGGCGAAAUCCUGCCCCGCAGUAUAUCGAAGCUCUCGAGAACCGGGUGCACAAAGCGGAGGCCAUUCUCCGCGCGGUCAUCCCCGAUCUUGACAUCAACGAUCCUCGCUUCGAUACCGUUGGCCAGGAAGAGCUGGUGGCGCGGAUCAGAGACCGGUUGAAGAUCUCCGACGAUGCGGACUCGGACUCGGCGGGACAGCAGCCAGCGGGCCACGAGCGGGGUGAGGAAUCGCUUCUGGAAUCGAUGGUCGAUAAUACGGGCCUGCUUGAUGUUGACGACCAAGGCCACUGGGAUUACCAUGGCCACUCGUCCGGGUUGAUAUUCAUGCGCCGUUUGCGGAAACAGUUUGGCAACCUUCCCGACCCUCGACCCGAGGACCGGCCCACAACCAAGUUCCAGAACAUCUCCCACAUCCUCGAGGGCGCGAAAUCGUCCUCGGAAUCCCCAAUUGACUCCCAUCUGUCCCCGCUUCAUGACUUGCCGGACAGAGACGUUGCCCGCAAACUCUGUAUGAAUACCCUCGAGGAUGCCUGCUGUAUAAUGCCGUUGCUGCACAUGCCCAGCUUCUAUGUCAUGUUCGAUCGAAUAUAUGAUACCCCGCCGGAGAAUUUCUCCAACGAGGAGAACAGUUUCUUGCCCUUGCUAUAUCUUGUCCUCGCCGUGGGCUGUCUCUUUAGAGGGGUUGGCGAUUCUACAUUCGAUAAGUCGGGUUACGAGAGCGCAACGGAUCAAGGGUUUCGAUAUUUCAAAGCGGGGCGGCAGCUUCUUGACAUCACUGAAUGCCGUGACCUCACCUCUCUGCAAACUGUCUGCUUCAUGAUCCUAUUCCUCCAGUCGUCAGCAAAUAUCAGCACUUGCUACUCCUACAUUGGCAUUGCGCUGCGUGCGUCGCUUCGCCUUGGACUCCAUCGAUCCGUCUCGGCCAAUUUUAACCCUAUCGAGCUAGAAACUCGCAAGAGGGUAUUCUGGGUGGUGCGCAAGAUGGAUGUCCACGUCAGUACAAUCCUUGGUCUGCCAUCCAUGCUCAGCGAGGACGACAUCGAUCAAGAAUACCCGCAAGCCGUCGAUGAUGAGUUCAUCACCGCGGAGAGGAUUCUACCAGUCCCGCUGAACCAUAUCACUCUGAUGGCCGGGGUGAACGCCCACAUCCGUCUGGGUCGCAUUGUCAUGAAAGUGCUGAAGUAUAUCUACCCGAUCAAAAUCGCAAAUCAGAGCGCAAACCAUACGUACAUGGUGAGCCACUCGAAAAUUCGCGAACUCGAGCGUGAUUUGCAGGCGUGGCAUGAGGAUCUCCCCGAUUCAUUCAGACCCGGGGGGGAUGCCCCUCCGCAUAUUGAAAGGGUAAGGCAAUUACUUCGGAUAGGUUAUGCCCACGCGCAGAUGGUGAUGUAUCGGCCAUUCCUCCAUUAUGUCACCGGCAACUCCCAAGAGCGGAAAAUUGACAAACGGUCCUUUGCAUGUGCGGCUGCCUGCGUGAGUGUGGCGCGCAAUGUCGUUCACAUUACUGCUGGCAUGAAAGAGAAAAAGCUUCUCAACGGCUCCUACUGGUUCACGAUGUACACGACGUAUUUUGCGGUUUUGUCGCUCCUCUUUUUCAUCCUUGAAAACCCCGAGUCGGCUACUGUCAAGGAUGGCAUUUUGAAAGAUGCGCUCGAGGGCAAGAAUGCGCUUGCCGGACUUGCUAAGAAUAGCAUGGCUGCAGAUCGGAAGCGUGCUCAACCUACACCACCACCAGCAUCGAAAACCAAGGGAACAAUGACUCCGCCACACUCUAACUCUGCUACUCCAUCGGAAAAUAUGGUCGUGCAGCCUCCCCAAAGAUCAAAAACAUUCCCUGUUCAUCUUGUGUCGAAGCAAGUGGGCCAAGCAAAGAUUCAGACACUAGGGGCCAGUGUUGACGAUAAUCAUCAUUUUCAGGCCGCACGCUCGUGGAGGGUGAAUGAGCAGUCCCCUCUUGGUCUGUCUCAGGCUACUCCAUCAUCUGUUAAUGAUGAGGAUAUGUUUCGAAGUUCGUUGACGCCGUCACCGUCGCCAAUCUCUGUCUCUCAGCAAUCGCUUUUGCCUGCUAAUCUCCACCAGCAGCAGAAUCAUCAGCAACAGCAACAGCAACAACAAGAACAGCCACCUUCGGUGUCAUCGUCUGUGAAACAGGACACUUCGUUUUCUCCUCCCUUGGAUAGUAUGGCCUAUAUACCGGAUCUGAUGCCCAUGAUGUUCCCGUCUGACGACCCGUUCGCCUAUCCCACUCAACCCAUGUCGACGCUUGAAAAUAACCAUUUCAAAGGCGAAUCCAACAUCGCGGGAGCGCAGUUUGGAUUCACAUCGUCCUCGUCCUCUGCAGAUCCAACAUCAGCGUCUACUCCAAUUCUAGACCCGUUCCACCGCUUCCAGUCCUUCAGCAGCAAUAAUAACAACCAGGAUACAUCCGGUAGCACAGCCUCCUCGUUACCACCCCAUCUGAAACAGUUCCCCCAGCUUUCCACCCUUGGCGACCCAAUGGCAUCCGCAUCAUCGUCUACGUCACCCGGAGGCCUCUUACAAAGUCCCGAACUCAUCUCGAUGUCGGAUGAGUCUUUCUUCUGGCAGGACCUAAAAUCACACCAGCUGUCACAACCUCAACAUCCAUCAUCCCAACAGCAGCAGCAUCAUCCACAUGACAGCCGUGACCACCAUAUGUCAGGAACCCCCGGAUUCGGCAUGGGGAUGGGGAUGGGGAUGGGGAUGGGGAUGGGGAUGGGAGUGGCUGGUUUCGGCGGCCUCGGAAUGGGCAUGGGGAUGAAUAUGGGAGUUGACUUGGAUGAUAUACUGGGCAAUAUAACCGCUGGCGCGGCCAACGAUGCUGCUGAUGGCGUAGGUACCGCGGGGCCAGAGGGGAGUAUCGAGUGGAGCCAGUGGACGGACACGGGAUUAUGA